GAAUGCACCUGGACCGCCCUAAAUGGUCUCCAGAGCCCUCUUCCUGGCUGGGAGGCAGCACGGAGGGGUGAGGUUGCAGGGAUAAUGAGUUUCCAGGCUAGGCAGUGGCAUGGCAUCCCAAAUGGCGACGAGGGUGGCUGGAGGGCCUGGUUCGUCCGCGGGCAGGGAAAGCUGGUGCGCGCGAGGGACAGGCGGCCAGCAGCCGUUGGGGCACGCCCCUGGUUUCCAGGGGCCAGCCUGCGGCGGCGGUACAACCAACCUGACACAGCCAGGCCCCGGAGCCCACCAUGCAUGCCAAAACCACCAGGACCCCCGCAGGGAGCUUGCAACAGCAGCCGCGUUCCGCACGCCCAGGGGCUGCCGCAGCUCCGGAGGCACCCUCACGCUCAGGGCCAUCCGUGCAACCAAGGAACGUAGCACCCAGUGCGCCGCAAGAUGCAAGCUCAAGGACACCCACCAAGCAACCGCCCGCACCCAAAACAGAAGCUGAGAAGGCCGCCAUCCAAAAGCGUGCCGAAGGACGGGCCCUAGUACCGCUCCAAUUCAGGGACAGCUUCAAGCGUUUUUUCUUCUCGCCCACGGGAAUGUUGAAGAUCCUGAGGCUGGGUCUUAUCAUAGGAGCGUUAGUUUGUUUCAUCAUUGCCAAAGCCCAUGAGCCGUAUAUAGCCAUCACAGUUCUGGAAAUCUUCAUCGUUCUUUUUUUUAUUCUAAUAUAUAUGCUAACCCUUCACCACUUGCUGGUUAAUUUAGAUUGGUCCUUACUUGAUCUUGUCAACAGUUUCAUUUCAGCCGUGUUCCUUCUAAUAGUUGCCAUCUUGGCAAUGCAAGAAAUGGAAAGAAGACAUUUAUUCUACGUUGGAGGGACCCAGUGCCUCACAGCAGCAAUCGUGUGUAUCCUGGAUGCAGUUAUGGUCACCAAAAAGAUGAGGGAUAAAAUGAGAAGAAUCCUGGGGCUCGAUUUCUAAAGCAGUUCCUCCCUGCUCCUGGAACCCAAGAAGUCACCCUGGCCAGGACCCACACCGGCACCCGGGAAAGCACCCACGCCGGCACCCAGGAAAGCAGGCACGCCGGCAGCGGGGAAAGCAGGCACGCCCGCAUCCUCAAAACCACCCACUCCCACACCCUCAAAAGCACCCGUGGCGGCACCCGCAAAAGCACCUGCAAAAGCACCCGCGAAAGCACCCACGUCGACAGCCAGGAAAGCACCCACGCAGGCCCCCACCUCGGAUGCCAGGCGCACAUCCACCCAGGCAUCCUCGAUGGCAUCCUCAAAGGUAUCCUCUCGGCCAUCCUCGCUGCCACCCUGGCGGAAAUAAGCGGACACCUGACGCAUCGGUUAAACAUCUGUGCCUCGUCCCUCCCGCUCGCUAAUCCCACCACUGAGCUUGUAUGCUGUCACCCAGCCCGGCCCACAUGCGAUCAUAAAAUCAGGGCUUCUAAGUCGGGAACA
Ailuropoda melanoleuca (giant panda) is the source of this 1450-nucleotide messenger RNA. It is a transcript of the gene CMTM1, whose product is annotated as CKLF like MARVEL transmembrane domain containing 1. Gene Ontology annotation, cellular component: membrane. The record is from RefSeq and is a predicted model, not a curated record. The transcript has 4 exons. The coding region runs from base 288 to 965 and encodes 225 amino acids. Lineage: Eukaryota; Metazoa; Chordata; Mammalia; Carnivora; Ursidae.